Ooceraea biroi (clonal raider ant) is the source of this 2443-nucleotide messenger RNA. RefSeq names its product carboxypeptidase N subunit 2. Gene Ontology annotation, molecular function: protein binding. Lineage: Eukaryota; Metazoa; Arthropoda; Insecta; Hymenoptera; Formicidae. The record is from RefSeq and is a predicted model, not a curated record. Gene Ontology annotation, cellular component: extracellular matrix.
GUAUUAGAAGGACGGUGAAUUAGUAAUCGCGUUUUCUAUAAGUGUUCUUACAUAGGCCCAAGAUGGCACAUAAACAUUAUGUAUGUAAUUAAUAAUAGCGAGUAGAGCGUGUGGGCUGGCAGAUAGAAGGCAUCCUGUUUGAUAGGAAGCACCAAGGCAUAUAGAUAACAGUUAACAAAAUCCAGUUUCCUUCGGGCCAGCGUGCUGUUACUGGUAGCAAGUAUCGUGCUCUGUUUCGAAAUCGUAGUUUGGAAAGUGAAACAUCAUGACAUUCGUUCUUUUAUUCUUUGUCGUCCUGUUUUUGGAACAGUGUACAGGACAAAUUAUUGAUAUCGGCGGUGUAUGGGAGAUAAAAUGCCCGCAAGGAUGUACCUGCGAGAUUCAAAAGUUCUCUGAUCUACCCUUACAUCAAUGGGCUGACACGAAUCGAGAUAAAAAUCAGAAUAUAUUUCCCGAUGUUGAUUUCGAUAUGGACAAUGACCAUCCCAUGGCUCAUGAAUUACUGAAAAUUGCAACAUGUGUGAUUGUUGAAAAUUCUGAAGAACUCUUGGCCAAACUUCCUUCGGAUAUACAGGUUCUCACUUUACUUGAAUCAGGUGGUGGAGGCACUAACAUCCUUCUGCGGGCUACUACCUUCCAACACUUCGCCGAUUUAAUAUCGCUAGAUAUUCAAGGGAUAGAUUACAGCGAUCCUUCCAUAAAAGAUAUGAACAAUCACGGAGAGAAGGGCGGUAUCGUUCUCUCUUCCGAUGCUUUGUACCCCCUGGGACCUACUUUACUAUAUUUAAAUCUGGAACGCGUUAAAUUAUCAAACCUGAAUUUACCGAACAAAAACAAAGCGAAUUUAGUGAUCAAGCCAAUGAAUGCCCAAAAACCUGAAACGGUUGAUGACGAUCAAGCGCACGUGAACGAUAUCAGUCAGCAUAAAGGGCACAGGCUCAUCUUCCUGAGCCAGCAGAACAGUGAUGACAAGGAGAUAUUGCCAUACGAUCUUUAUAAACAAGAAUUAGAAGGCUACAGAGAGAAUAUUGAACUGUUUGCCGCGCUCGGUGUGCUGACGCAUUUGAGGGUGUACAAUUGUGCACUAAAAGAUAUCUCUUGGCACAUGUUCGACGGUCUUAACAGCCUUCUUUAUCUCUCACUGGAAAAAAAUAGCUUGAAAUUCAUUCCCGAAUUUUGCUUCUACGGAACACCGAAUUUGAGAUUGUUGUCACUAGCGAGCAACGAGUUACUGACACUGAAGAGCGUGGACCUGGCAGGACUGCUUAUGCUCGAGCAUCUGGACUUGAGACAAAAUAAUCUGACGUUUCUAUCGGAAUUGUCGUUUCCACCUUUCCCGGCGCUCAUAAGCGCCGAUUUCACAGACAAUCCUCUGGAUUCUAUCUUUCCCAGUACUUUCGAGAUUAUGAAUACGACGAUCAGGUUGUAUCUCGGUGGUAUGUCAGCAAGACUGAAAUUGCAGAAGAACUCAUUGCUGGGCCUGCGUCAAAUCGAGAUAUUGCAUCUGUACAAUUUAGAGAUACCGAUACUGGAACGUUUCAUCUUGCAAGGAAUGCCGGCGCUGACGCACCUCAAGAUGCGAGGAAACGUCACAAAUAUCGAUUUCGAUGCGUUUGUUGACCUUGCCAAUUUGGUGGAUCUGGAUUUAAGUCGUUGCCACAUUCAGAAAAUUUCGAUGGACGCCUUCUACGGUUUGGAAAGAGUUAGAAGAAUCGACUUGUCGGAUAACGACCUUGAAUCCAUACCACCUGGUUUAUUUAGUGUUCAACAACAGAAGGAAUUGAGAGAAAUUAUACUUACGAAGAAUAAAUUAAUGACACUACCAUCGGACUUCUUUAAGAAUCUCAGAUUGCCGGACAAACAAACGCAGAUACAAAAUAUAAGAUUAGAUAACAAUCCUUGGGAAUGCACAUGCAUCAUGAACAGUUGGAAUCCUCAACUGGUAAACAGAACUAAGGAAACAGCCCCGCGAUGCUCGACGCCGAAACGACUACAGAACUGGGGAGUCUUUCAUGCACUGCGCAAAGGAGGUUUGCAAUGCAGAAACCCAAGAAAACGAUACCUUCAAAAGUUUCUGAAGACAAGAAGCUCUGAAGAAGAUAAUAAUAUCAGUUAGCCAAUUUCUCUUUUCAAAUUAUAUGUAUAUGUUGGUAAAUGCUGGAUUGAGAAAUAUAUUACAAUUUUUAUAAUAAUUUCUAAAAAUGUUUAUAUAGCCCUUUGUUUUAGAGAAACGUAAAUAUCAAUCACGCAUGUGAUAAAAGUGUGCAAAAGUUAUUGUUUGAGUUUUAUUAUUAAAUUUCUAUUCAACUAUAUUUAUACAUUUAACAUAAAAUUUUUAAAAAUAUAGUAAUAAUAAUAUAAUGAAACAUAUUAUUUGAUAAAUGACAAUAAUAAAAUAAAAUAAAAUAGAACUUGGAAAUCAAGUAAGAUCGCAAGAUAAUAG